Messenger RNA from Drosophila subobscura, 996 nucleotides. Its product is annotated as bromodomain-containing protein 2-like. The transcript is spliced from 2 exons. Gene Ontology annotation, cellular component: chromatin; nucleus. The coding region runs from base 1 to 996 and encodes 331 amino acids. Gene Ontology annotation, biological process: regulation of DNA-templated transcription; chromatin remodeling. Lineage: Eukaryota; Metazoa; Arthropoda; Insecta; Diptera; Drosophilidae. The record is from RefSeq and is a predicted model, not a curated record.
AUGCAUUUCUUCCACAAAUAUAUUCUGAUGGACUUGUACGAGAAUGAAUACGCUGUGCACUUUCGCGAGCCGGUGGACAUGGCAGCGAUUCAGGCACCGAACUACUACGCCAUCGUGGCACAGCCCAUGGACAUGGGCACCAUCAUGCAGCGAUUGCAGAAUCACUUCUACCACCAUGUGGGCGAGGCUGUGUCCGACUUCCUGCUGAUGCUCCACAACUGCUUCCAGUACAAUCUGCGCGGCACCAUGGUCUACGAGCGUGGCUGCUUUUUGGAGAAGUUCUUCAUGGAGCGAUUGUACACCUUGCCCAAGGGGCCCGAGUAUCCGCACGUUGAGGUGCCCAGGACUUUCAGAAAAACGCGCCUGGUCGCACCUCGCCCUUACACGACCACCCCACUGCGCCCUCCCGCUGCCACGGCUCGGCCCACACGCCGGGCCUCAACCCGGUCCCUACGCCCUCGGAUCGCGACCACACAGCCGGAACAGCCGCAGCCUCAGCUCCAGCCUCAGCUCCAGCCUCAGCUCCAGCCUCAGCUCCAGCCUCAGCUCCAGCCUCAGCUCCAGCCUCAACCCGUACCGGGACGUGUACUGACUCGAGUGCGGCCCACGGUGGGCCCAAAGCCCAGCAAUUUGGGCAAGUACUCCAAUAAGUUGAACUGCUUCGAGAUGGCUGUGCUGGAGGUUGCGGCCAAGAGGGACUUCGGCCAGGACUUCCUGGAGCCGGUGGACGCGCUCAAGCUGGGGGUGCCACAAUAUUACGUGACCAUCGUGAAGCCCAUGGACUUGCAGACCAUAAAGAGACGACUUCGCAACAAUUUCUAUCACCAUUUCGGCGAGGCGGUGUCCGACGUAAUGCUGAUCCUUCACAAUUGCUUCAAAGUCAAUCAGCCCGACGAGCCGGCCUACAAGAAUGGCCAGCUACUGGAGGAGUUCUUCUGGCAAGAGCUGAAGCAGAUGCCCGCCGGGCAAGAGGUGCAAACGCUGCGCAGCAAAUGA